GAACCUUUCCUGACGGCGUUUCAACUUCAAAGUUCAAAUAAUAGUCUGGCUCAUCGACUCCGACAGAAACCCUUGUGCUUUGCUUAUUGAAGAACACAAGAACAAAGUAGAAUCAUGGGAAAGAAACAGAAGAAGGCAGGGAAAGGCAAGGAGAAAACCGAGAGAAAAACCGCUAAAGCUGAAGAGAAAAAAGCUCGUCGUGAGUCUAAGAAGCUCUCCCCUGAAGAUGACAUUGAUGCUAUUUUGUUGAGUAUACAGAAAGAGGAAGCUAAAAAGAAGGAUGUUCAUGUUGAUGAGAAUGUGCCUGCCCCAUCUCCACGGUCGAAUUGCUCGUUGAGUAUAAAUCCAGUGAAAGAGACUGAAUUAAUCCUUUAUGGUGGUGAAUUCUACAAUGGCAAUAAGACAUUUGUUUACGGUGAUCUUUAUCGCUAUGAUAUCGAAAAGCAAGAGUGGAAAUUGGUAUCCAGCCCUAAUAGUCCACCACCUCGUAGUGCACAUCAAGCUGUUGCUUGGAAGAAUUACCUCUAUAUCUUUGGUGGCGAAUUUACAUCUCCAAAUCAAGAGAGAUUUCAUCAUUACAAGGACUUUUGGGUGUUGGAUUUAAAAACUAAUCAAUGGGAGCAAUUGAAUUACAAGGGAGCUCCAAGUCCACGGUCUGGUCAUCGGAUGGUUUUGUACAAGCAUAAGAUUAUAGUGUUUGGUGGAUUUUAUGACACUCUUAGAGAAGUAAGAUACCUUAAUGAUCUGCAUGUAUUUGACCUGGAUCAAUUCAAGUGGCAAGAAAUAAAGCCUCGACCCGGGUGCAUGUGGCCUAGUCCACGGAGUGGCUUUCAACUUGCUGUUUAUCAAGACGAGAUAUUUUUGUAUGGAGGUUAUUUCAAAGAAGUUGCUUCGGAUAAAAGUAGCAGCACGGAGAAGGGAGUAGUCCACUCUGACAUGUGGUCUUUGGACCCUAGAACUUGGGAAUGGAAUAAGGUAAAGAAAAGUGGAAUGCCUCCAGGACCUCGUGCUGGAUUUUCUAUGUGUGUCCACAAGAAAAGAGCUGUGCUUUUUGGAGGAGUGGUGGACAUGGAAACUGGUGGUGAUGUUAUGAUGAGUCUAUUUUUAAAUGAACUAUAUGGUUUCCAGCUGGACAAUCACCGCUGGUACCCGUUGGAGCUCCGGAAGGAAAAGUCCAGCAAAGAUAAGUUGAAAAAGAUGGGUGGUGAGAAUAUUCAUGCAAGUUUACUUGAAAAAAAGGCUAGUUUAUCACAUAUAGACACUGGUGUAGCAAAUAGAGACGAUACAGCUAUGGUUGACAAAGAAUCAGGAAAUAAAUUGGAGGAGAGCAUAAGUGAGAUGUCUAUUGAGACAGACUAUAAUGGAAGCAGUGGUAGACUGGGCUCAAAAUCUGACAGCGGGUAUCUGGAACCCGAUACCAACUUGGAAUCACAAAAUAUUACUUCACCAGAGGUAGUGAAGCCUUGUGGACGAAUUAAUGCGUGCCUGGCGGUUGGAAAAGAUACAUUGUACUUGUAUGGGGGCAUGAUGGAGAUCAAAGAUCGUGAAAUUACGCUUGAUGAUCUGUACACUCUUAAUCUCAGCAAAUUGGAUGAAUGGAAAUGCAUAAUACCAGCUUCAGAAUCUGAAUGGGUUGAAGCUUCAGAGGAGGAAGGUGAUGAUGAGGAUGAAGAAGACGAAGAUGACAGUGAAGAUGGUGAAAGCAGCGGUGAGCAGACCGAUGAUGAUGAAGAAAUGGAGGAUGUUAAUGAUGACGAGAAAUCGCGUCAAAUAGGGGAUGCUGUUGCUUUAAUAAAAGGGGAAGGAAAGAAUCUCCGAAGGAAGGAAAAACGCGCAAGAAUAGAGCAAAUCAGAGCUAGUCUUGGACUUUCAGAUUCAAUGAGAACGCCUGUGCCUGGUGAAUCUUUGAGAGAGUUCUAUAAGCGCACCAAUAUGUACUGGCAAAUGGCAGCUUAUGAACACACCCAACACACUGGGAAGGAGCUUCGGAAAGAUGGUUUUGAUCUUGCUGAUGCUCGAUAUAGGGAGCUGAAACCGCUUCUUGAUGAGUUGGCUGUGCUGGAAGAGGAACAGAAGGCCGAAGAGCAAGAAGCGGCUGAAUCAAGCUCUAAAAGAGGAAACAACAAAAAAAACAGGGUGUCAUCCUCUCAAAGAUAACCCUUAUUGUGACUUGUGAGUUGUCUACCAAAAUUUUGACUUGUUUUCCGUGUAAAAUUCAAUUGAAACCCAUUACUGUUCUUGGUAGAUCUAGUCUCUAUACUUAAUAUAUACGCUAUCGCCUAUCUAUAUAAUACGAUCCUUACUUACUAAUGUAAGAAAACACAAUGUGGGCCCCAAGUCCCAACACAAAUGUUGUACUUUUACGACGGGACCCCAUCUCAGGCAACCUACCCGAUGUGAGAAGUGAGAAAUGAGUCGACCAACUUUUAGGCAGGGGUGGAGCGUGGAUCGAAAAUAGACGAUGUGUACCUUUACUUUCCAUGAUUCAUGGGAAAAAAGAGCUGUCCUUUUCUGUUUUCUUUUCAUAGUUUUGGUAAGACACCACUAAUUCUGGUGCAUACAUGAAUAAUAUCUGAACGCAGGAUGUCAAACCAUGAUAUGAUAUCAUAUAAUCAUAUGAUUACGUUCCCAUUAUCGUUAUGUAUGGUUGUCCUGAGCAGGCGGUUCUGGAUCUGGACACGCAACUUAUUUUCUUAUUAAUGAUGUUCUUUUGAAACAUAUGAUUACUUAGUUGAAUGCUUUUGGGAACUUAAAGUUGUAGAGUGAAAAUGGGGGCCUGGUUGAUGCAAAAAAAAUGAACUAUUUAUUGGUGUUAGGCUGUUAGUUCAUGUAUUUCGACUGUUGUCCCCUUUUACCAGUAACAGUUGGCCCCAUCUUUUAGACUUUUUGUGGGGAAAAGGCUCUAUGUUUAGCAUAUACUCUUAUUAAUUUCGUCUAUGUUUCUAACUUUUUGGCCUAAUUACUGAUUAGUGCCAUCAUCAGCACUAAUUAUUUUCAACACUUUAAUUGAUUUUCGUGGACUUUUGCACACUGCUUUAAUAAUCCGUUUAAUAAACUUCAUAUUUAUCAACUGAUUCGUUUAUUUGUAACAGGAAUUUGUUUAAAUCGCUAAUUUAACAAACACUAAAAUUAAAUAAUUUGACCAAUUUCUUUUUCGGAAAUUGGUUUUUUAAGUCUUGUGUGAUGGACUCUUGGAAAAAAAUAAUGACUUUUACAUAAUUUGUUGUUAUUUUUAAUUAGCCGUUUAAAAUAUGUUUGGAUAGGAGAAAAUUUAGAAAACAAAGGGAAAGGGCAAUCAAGGAUCGUUUUACUAUUUUUUUUUUUAAUUGGGUAAGAAUAGGAUAAGGAAUGGAAAUCUUUCACAUCUUAACUAAAAUAACUCUUUUUAAUGUUGCAAAGACAUGGAUAGAAAACAUAUCGAUCAUCUCCUUCUUUCCUUUCCUUUCCCUUUUCUCCCUUCCUUUCCUUUUAAAAAUGUUAUCUAAACAUAGUACUUUUAUUAAUUAAUACUUUACAAAUUCUUAUUUGAGACCGUCUUUACAAAAGACGUUUUAAAUUU
Amaranthus tricolor (Joseph's coat) is the source of this 3559-nucleotide messenger RNA. RefSeq lists its product as uncharacterized. Gene Ontology annotation, molecular function: protein binding. NCBI's taxonomy places the organism in Eukaryota, Viridiplantae, Streptophyta, Magnoliopsida, Caryophyllales, Amaranthaceae. The record is from RefSeq and is a predicted model, not a curated record. Bases 115 to 2157 code for a protein of 680 amino acids. The transcript has 20 exons.